Messenger RNA from Caenorhabditis remanei, 2472 nucleotides. RefSeq lists its product as uncharacterized. Gene Ontology annotation, molecular function: ATP binding; peptide receptor activity; guanylate cyclase activity. Gene Ontology annotation, biological process: cGMP biosynthetic process; receptor guanylyl cyclase signaling pathway; protein phosphorylation. The transcript is spliced from 11 exons. The record is from RefSeq and is a predicted model, not a curated record. NCBI's taxonomy places the organism in Eukaryota, Metazoa, Nematoda, Chromadorea, Rhabditida, Rhabditidae. The coding region runs from base 1 to 2472 and encodes 823 amino acids. Gene Ontology annotation, cellular component: membrane.
AUGGCCACCUCUGUCGGUUGGCAAACUUCAGCCUCCGCUAUUGAAAUUGCAAUGGACCGGAUAAAUUCGGAACGAUUAAUUGAUAAUAUUGAUAUAAAUUUCAUUUAUGUGUUCGACGACUGUAGUGAAUCGAAAGCUGCUGGGUUAUCAUCGAAACUAAUGAUGGAUGCGAAUGUCAGUGCUAUCAUUGGGCCAACCUGUAAUGCAGCUGGUCUCGCUGUUGUCAAUCUAGCUGGAUACUACAAUACACCAGUUCUCACUUGGGGACUUACGAUUUCCUCAAAUUUCAUUGACACUGCCAGAUAUCCGACAACUGUAACUCUAGUUCCAGUUGCCAAAUCUAUUGCUGCUGCAAUUCACGAAGUAAUGAUUCAAUUCGAGUGGACUGAGUUCGUUUACGUUUUUGUUGAAGAUGAGAAAUGUGGUUACUUCCGUGAUGAUCUGGAACAAAUCACAGCCGAUUCGAACUAUACAUCAUUGAGUAGAACUAUUCAAAUCUAUGAUCAAUCCUACACAAACUUGGUUAGGCAAUUGGAAAAAUUGAAAACGGUUUCAAGAAUCUUCACAGUGUGCCUACCAGAAGCUGGAGACAUCAAACGACGAUUCAUGUUGGCUGCUUAUGACUUGCAGAUGACUACAGAAGAGUACGUGUAUCUGUUUGCUGGACCGAAGUCUACCGCUUAUCAACAAACAUCAUCUACUGGAGAUGUCGUUGGCAUAUGGGUUGAUUGGAGUGAUGAGCCAGACGGACGAGACGAAGAAGCCAAGCUGGCAUUCAUGAGAACUAUGGUAAUUGUGGCAACUCCUGUUCAAGGAGACAAAUAUGCUGCAUUCAAAAAAGAUGUCAUCGAAAGAAUGAAGCUGCCACCAUAUAACUGUAUAGAGGAAUGCAGUGAUAAAAAAUAUCAAGAGGCAGCAGAGUAUGCUGAUCAACUUCAUGACACCGUCUAUCUUUAUGCGCUAAUUCUGAAUAAAACAAUCGAGGAACAGGGAAUUGAACAAAUCGCCAAUGGAAGUAACAUUGUAACCCGUGGAGCAGGAAUCGAGUUUGAAGGAAUGUCCGGUGUUGUGAGAAUGAAUGGAAUUGGGUAUCGGUUGCCUAAUAUGAACUUGGCUAAUCUGGAUUCCAAUGCCACUCAGAGAACUGUUGCAUUCAUGGAUAUCGAUGCAUCUAGUGUAAAUUGGACGUAUGCAAUAAUUGAUCAACGUCUGAUUUGGGAUGCGUACAACGGGCAUGUCCCACAAACUCGUCCAGAAUGUGGGUAUACCGGAAAAAGUUGCCCUGUGAAUUUCUUCGUUGACUACCUCUACAUCGUCGUAAUCGUGGCUAUAAUCAUUGUUCUCUGUUGUGCAGCUGCUUUGAUAGCAGCCUACAUGGUCAUUAAAGCAAGAAGAGAUGAAGAACUGAGACUCGAUGACCAAUGGAUUGUGCCACAUGGAAUGCUUCAAACAAUAAUGAAAGGACGAAAAGAAAGUCAUCAUUCCUCAAGAUCGCUUCAAAGUAAUUCAACAACAACCACUGGUACAACUGGUAUUUCUUCAAGAUCUGUUUUCUUUCCGGAGACAGAAUCACAAGGAUUCUUUAUUUACAUGAAUGAACCAGUACUGGCGAGAAAAUAUCAACUGCGAGUUCCGAUUUUCAAACAGGACCGUGCUGAACUUCGAAUGCUGAGAAGUAUUGAACACGACAAUGUGAAUCGUUUCAUCGGUUUAUCCAUUGAUGGUCCUGUUUACAUGUCAUUCUGGAGAUACUGUAGUCGUGGAAGCAUCAAAGACGUCAUUGCGAAGAGCUCAAUCAACAUGGAUGGUUUCUUCAUUUAUUGUCUGAUGAAAGACAUCGCCGCUGGGCUUCAAUACAUUCAUCAUUCUCCAAUAAAACAACACGGAAGUUUAACUUCUGAAUGCUGUUAUAUCAAUGAUAGGUGGCAAGUCAAAAUAGGGGCUUAUGGGUUGUCAUUCAUGCAAGGAGUUGAGAAACGAUCAGAAGAUGCAAUGCUUCACACAGCUCCGGAAGUGUUGAGAGAAGCAUUGGUAUCAGGAAGUCAAGCUGGAGAUAUUUAUAGUUUUGCCAUUGUUUGUUCUGAACUGGUUGGACAUUGUUCCGCAUGGAAUCUGGAAAACAGAAAGGAAGAAGCUGAUGAAAUCAUUUUUAUGGUCAAGCGGGGUGGUCGAACUCCUUUCCGACCCAGUUUAGACGAAGCCGAUGAAGACAUAAACCCAGCAAUGCUUCAUCUGAUUCGGGACUGUUGGGAUGAAGAUCCGAAACAACGACCGAAUAUUGACAUGGUCAACAAGCUGAUGAAAAACAUGAACUCUGGCAGGUCUGGAAGUGCAAAUCUGAUGGAUCACGUAUUUUCGGUGUUGGAGAAACAUGCAUCGAGUCUAGAGGAUGAAGUACAGGAAAGGAUGAAGGAGCUGGUUGAAGAGAAGAAGAAGAGCGAUAUAUUGUUAUACAGGAUGUUGCCUCAGUAA